Molecule: messenger RNA, 941 nt
Organism: Guillardia theta CCMP2712
Lineage: Eukaryota; Cryptophyceae; Pyrenomonadales; Geminigeraceae
Exons: 2
Coding region: 49-702 (217 amino acids)
Molecular function (GO): DNA-binding transcription factor activity
Source: RefSeq, a predicted model, not a curated record
GUGCCCCUUCUGUUCUGCUGGUCAAUCGACAAGAUUUUUCCACCAUCCAUGGCUUCCCUACAAAGUCAUAUCCCCAUCACUCUCCCACCGAUCCUCACAUCAUCGCUGCUCAAUUUCAAGGCCGAGAUGCCACAGCAUUUCAAGCUUCCCCACUUGAAUUCUCCACUUCAGGGGACCCUCGGAUGUCUGGCCCCUAUCAAGACACAACCUUUCGCGCCAUCCCAAGAGGUACUGCCGCACAUGUCUACAGCCGAGAAGACUGUCGACAUCACGACAUCGAAUGGAGGGAGCAACAACGAUGAUAUCAUUACUCUCUUCCCAAGGAGGAAGGCAGGGCAAUCUCGCCCAGGGGGAGGCAGGGGUCCGGUUGUUCUCACCCUUGAUCUGCUUGAGAAGUUCUACGGCAUGCCCCUGCAUGUCGCUGCCAAACGGCUGGGAAUCUGUCAGACAGCGAUCAAGAAAGUCUGUCGAAAGUUGGGGAUCAUGAAAUGGCCGUACAAGGAGAUGCGGACGCCGAUGCCAGUGAUGAGCACUUCGACUUUUGAGGCAGCAGAGAGCAGCGAUCAUGGCAGUGAUGGUACAACUGAGAUGAGCUACUCCGGUCAUACAUCAUCUUCAAAUGAGGGAAGCGCAAGCCCUGCCAGUGGAGAUACGGAAUUGAAGGAUGCGGUGUCUGCGCUCCUGAGCUUACAUUCCAAUUAGUGAAGCACGGUGAAAACCUGCGUCUGCAAAGGCCAGGUUUGUGACAUUUGGAUCAGCUGGCAACGAUGUAAAUAAGAAAGGGCAUACGGCUCACUCUCCCAUUGUUUAUUUUUAGUGUGUUUAUAUUCUCCCUGGAGCGCCGCGGCAGCGGCAAGGAAUUCAAUCGCAGCCCGGGGCAACUUGUGCGACAGUUUAUGACUUUCCAUCUAUUUUGUCAUAUAAUACAGCAUUUAAUCAUU